AUGAACGCACAAGCGAAAAGCGUACAAGGGCGGCGGGCUAGCCCUGCCAAGAUGGAGAGAACGCCGGACGGCGAAGCGGAAAAGAAGGAGUUCUGCCUCUUCUACAUCUGCGAGCUGCUAAACAUGAUUUACUCAACCUACAAAAACAGCAAGCCCAUGUACGUGCAUUUUGUGUGUUCCAAGGAGCGAGCAAGUGAAAGUGAAGCGGAUAGCGACCGUGCAAGUGAAAGUAACGGUGGAGGUAACAGCGGUGGAGGCAGCAACGGUGUAAGCAGCAACGGUGCAGGCAAGGCGGAUGGAAGAAAAAAUGAAAGUAGAAGUGUGUCAUCCGGGAGGAAAGCCUUCCAGUACACACCCAGCUCGGUGCUAGAACAAUAUUUCCCUGACCACUUUAAGAAUGUGCAUUUCCUGUGUGCACAUUAUGCCAUAUGGCCAAACGACCCCAGUAAUGACGACAGCAAAGGUCAUUCCACCGCAAACCUGAAUGAUGGACCAAGCAAAAAAAAAAAAAGAGCCAUCAACGACAGUACUGGUGAACACAGUAACUCCAUUUAUCACAAGGAACAGACCUUUUAUUUCAUUUUCACUUUUUACAUGGAGCCAAAUUUUUUGUGGGAGGAAAUCAACAUACCUAUAUUUCACGAUAAGGGUUAUAUCGAGUGCAAAUUUGAUUCGAUUAAAAAUUUAAUGAAGCUACAUGACGGGGUGAAUUUAAUAAACAGGUUAAAAUUGCGUGCACAGCAUAAGACGCUCAUUCAGUGCAUUCGUGGGGCUAACCCCAAUACGGGCACCCUCAACGGGGCUAACCUCAAUACGAGCAGUCUGAACGGGGCUAACCUCAAUACGAGCAGUCUGAAUGGGGCUAACCCCAAUACGAGCAGUCUGAAUGGGGCUAACCCCAAUACGAGCAGUCUGAAUGGGGCUAACCCCAAUACGAGCAGUCUGAACGGAGUACAGUGCUCGAACCAGUCAAGGGGCGAUGUGCACAUCCUGCCCUUUUUCAUCUCAACGCACCGCUUGCACAAAAAUUACCAAGUGUGCCUCACCAGAGUAAUUAGCUUUAAUGAUAGGGGUGUGUAUUGUAAGAGGGACCAGGGCGAGGACCUCCCCAUUCAGCUGCUCCUUCUCGUAAGAAAGAAGCUCCACAAAACAUUGAAGAGCAUGCAGAGGGAAGCAGCCCUCGUGUGUCAUCUGAGAAGAAGCGACACGAAAGGGGCAGGUGCAGAAUGUCCCAAUUUCGUUCUCACUAAAGAGGACCCAUCCAAGACCAGUAAUUCAGAUUUUGAUUCUACCAUGCGCAGUGAUGAUCAUGCAGACGGCACUGCUUCAACCAGUGGCAACAGGAGAGGAGGAGACCUCCAUGUCGAUCAUCCCAACUCCAAGCAUGCACAGGAUAACCUUGCGGGGGUCGACUAUGAUGAGAUUCAUAAACUCAUAAAUUGUGCAGAAACGAUUUUCAAAAAAAGGAUCUCAGAUCAGCAGCUAGAGAAGUUGCUCCUGCGGACCCACAGCAGGGGGAAUACCCACAGUGAUGCAACGCGGGUUACUCUCCCCAACCUCCCUAACCUCACCAGCAUUGCAAAUAUUAUUAAGGUAGCCAACGGAGGUAACGUGGCAAACCUGAACAGUAUAGCUAGCUUCGGCAACGCUGACAGGGGUCUCUCACCCAACAGGGCGAAUUACCCAAAAGACGAAGCCAUGGAUGUACACUUGGCCCACGACGACUAUUAUGAAUUCGUUCGCUCUGGUAAAAGUGAAUUAAAAAACACGUUGCGAGAUGCGUGGCAGCUCGUUAUUGAUAUUAACAAGCCGAGCAAAAAGAGCAAAUUUGCGUAA
Molecule: messenger RNA, 1836 nt
Organism: Plasmodium fragile
Lineage: Eukaryota; Apicomplexa; Aconoidasida; Haemosporida; Plasmodiidae
Exons: 1
Coding region: 1-1836 (611 amino acids)
Source: RefSeq, a predicted model, not a curated record